Molecule: messenger RNA, 3256 nt
Organism: Patiria miniata (bat star)
Lineage: Eukaryota; Metazoa; Echinodermata; Asteroidea; Valvatida; Asterinidae
Product: two pore potassium channel protein sup-9-like
Exons: 2
Coding region: 354-1439 (361 amino acids)
Biological process (GO): potassium ion transmembrane transport; stabilization of membrane potential
Cellular component (GO): membrane
Molecular function (GO): potassium ion leak channel activity
Source: RefSeq, a predicted model, not a curated record
AGGACACUGGGGCCAUUCAGAGCUCAAUACAUUUGCGCCACAUCUGACAUGCACGGCGCUGGGUUGAGCCCGACCCGCAUCCUUCUCUCCUAAAGCUGGCGCGAUCGAGGCGCCACGGUUUCCACACACAUAGCCCGAGCGACCCCAGUCACACAGCGCGCAGCAACCAGACUCCGGAGUCCUAUAGCUUGUCACACAACACGGCCAGCAACAGCAGAAUUGCCGGUGGCAAAGCAACUACUAACCGGCCCGCACGAUUGUACAACGGCAUUCCUGUGUGUGAAGUGGACGGUGUGCUGACUCGGCGCCCAUGUUUGGAAAUAUCCCCCAUAUGAUUGUCCGUACGCCUCAGCAUGAAGCGUCAAAACGUUCGGACUCUGGUCCUCCUUGUUUCCACCUUCCUUUAUCUACUAGCAGGAGCAGCAGUCUUUGAUGUACUCGAGUCUCAAUAUGAGGAAUCUGAGAAAGUACGAUUGGACAAUAUUACCAAAACAAUCAAGGAACACUACAAUAUGACUACGAACGAUUUGGAGGAUUUACGACUAACCAUGAUUAAAUAUGUUCCUCAUAAAGCCGGCGUGCAGUGGAAAUUUACAGGAUCUUUCUACUUCUGCAUGACAGUCAUUACCACAAUAGGAUACGGUCACUCAGCGCCGCUGACGCCCGGGGGAAAAAUCUUCUGUAUUUUGUAUGCCUUAGUCGGGAUCCCGUUGAACCUCGUCAUGUUUCAGAGUGUGGGUGAGCGUCUCAACAUAUUCAUGGGCUUCUGCGUGAAGAACUUCAAACGCUGUGUGAGGUUUAAGAAAGCCGAGGUGUCGCACACCGAACUUGUGAUGCUAGGAGGAUUGUGCACGAUGCUAAUCACAGGAGGCGGCGCCCUCGCUUUUGUGAAGUUCGAGGGGUGGCACCUCUUAGAUUCGGUGUAUUUUGUGGCCAUCACACUAACAACUGUAGGCCUGGGAGACUUUGUGGCUCUUCAGCAGAAUAAUAUGCUACAAAGUAACCCUGAAUAUGCAGCAUUUGCUAUUAUUUAUAUUCUCGCAGCCUUAGUUGUUGUCGCCUCAGUAAUGAACUUGUUGGUGCUGCGCCUCCUCACACUCAACACCGAGGACGAAAGGCGUGAGGCACAGGCACAAGAAAUGACGUCACGUAGUAGUGGCUUAGACCUGAAUCACAUAGAUGGGCAUCUACCAUAUCAUCAUGCGCAUGCCGGAGGUGCAUUACUUGGUAAGAAAACAGACCCGAGGUCCAUGUGUACCUCAUGUUGCAAUGAUUGCAAGCACCCUCAUAGAACUCAUCACGAUCCGUACGGGAUUGGAGCUAAUGCAAUACAUCUCCAGCAUAUGGGACCUACCAUUUAUCAUGCCACCUACUCGGACGAUGAAACAUUCGAAAACUUCAUGACUUGUGAACGGUCUUCGAAACGCAAAUCGAUUUAGCGUGCUUGAAGAGCGUUUACCAACGGAUGUAUAAUAGAAAGAUUGUAAUACAGCACCAGUGACCUAUUCAAUAAAGGAAUUACUCAAAUAACAUCACUGAGUGGAAUUACGGAACGAUUCCCCAAAGGAGCAGGAAAGAAUUCACGGAGCCGAGUAUUUAACUGUGUAUUAAAACGAUUGGCUGACUGAAGAUAGAGCGUUAAACAAAAUGUAAACAAAGGUUUAAAGAUUGUUGGUUACAUGCCUUUCAAAUUGGACCUAGUGAAUAGAUGUUGAUAUACUGAAGCAUGGUUUAAAAACGUACAAACGUCCAAUACAGAGAGUGCUUUGAUAUAAAAUACCUUUUUAAAUUGCAGCCUGCUCAUCAUCAGCGAUAAUUUCUUUACGAGACGGUUGUAUAAUUCAGGUUAUGAAUCCCACCCGUAAGCGUUACCAGUAAUACGAACAAAGCAAAGCAGUAACUUUCAGCACGCUUGCAGGGAAACACGGUUAUAUUGGGGGGAAAUUCGGAAAGUUGGGUUGGCAUUUUUACGAUUUAUUAAAUAUGUGUAGAUAUGGUUUACCUUUAGUGUCCAGUAGGUUGCAAAGUAUCUCGAAUAGACAAUGUUUAUAGAUAAUUGGAGGAUCGGUUAUAUCACAUCUUGUUUGGUUCAACGAACUGUUUCUUAUUGACAGCAUAACAUGAGCUGUUUACUUCACCGAAUGUCUCUUAAUGAGUGGUUAGUGAAUGGAUGUGCGGGGACGAAAAUAGAGGUCUAUAAGUGUGGGCACUAGGUCACGCUCUAUUUAUACACGGACGUAGAUGAGAGAUGCGGAGAUGGAGACGAAACGACAGCACUCGUCCGCAGGAGCCAUUGCAUCAAGACGUGCGCGCGCCCCUUUUGUGCACUUGAACCAGCGCCAAUUCACACACGAUGGCCGGCCCUUACUGAAUUACCCCGACGGACGAGUCCCGAGGAUUUGUUGAUCAUCCCCGGGGAGAAAGCCUACCUUUUCCAAGGCUCUAGGUUUGAAUGCAAGAUAAUUCCCAUGGCAGAGCUCUUAAGCGAACAAUCAGACAAAUGCAUCAGAGUUGCCAGACCCUAAGGAUCCAUCUAUAUUGAAUGAAGCCGCUGCUUUUAUACAUAAAUAUAUACAGGUUUACAAUCAGUGUAUUUAUAGUAACUCCUUGUUGUUUCUUUUUUACGGGAUCGCUUGAGAACCACGUUUAGAUCGGACAUGCAAUCUAAAGGGUGUAUAUACCAGUUAUCAUAACACAUAUCCCAAACACCGACUACCGGUCAAAACACGUGCAGUAUCAUUACUAAUCGAUAUCCACAUGAUACAGGUUUUAAAAAUGGAUUAAACUCUCACAUACGCUUUGACUAUUUCAUAGGAACAUAGUAAAUAUCACAAAUCUGAACAGAUUUUAAGCGUUGUACCUAUUAACUAUUUUUAUGUAAUUUAUUUGUAUCUUCCACCGUAUAAAUAUAGUGUUUGGGAACAUUGUAAUCUAAUGCAAUGAAGACUUUGUAUUAUGUUAACUAGAUCGAACCAAUCCCAAUUUUGUGCUAAUAAUUUAAUUGUAUUGUGACUUCACAAUUUUUGCUUUGAUCGGGAUAAUUUUAAAAGGAAUUUUCGAGGUGACAUUGAGAACGAAACCAUUGUUCAUCGUGGAGCAAAAGGGAUGGGUUGGCCCAAAUGCUUUCUAUACUGCAGUGAUAAUUAUAGUUAUAAUUGGUUAAAGGGAAUAUACAACUUUUGCGCCUGCUGUAAUUUUCAGAAAUGGAUGGAUUUGUGGGUUAGUUUUUACAGCAAAUAUUGUUACGCUGACUUGU